Molecule: messenger RNA, 1755 nt
Organism: Daldinia loculata
Lineage: Eukaryota; Fungi; Ascomycota; Sordariomycetes; Xylariales; Hypoxylaceae
Exons: 3
Coding region: 1-1755 (584 amino acids)
Source: RefSeq, a predicted model, not a curated record
AUGCCCUGCUUCAAGGGCAUCGCCGUGAGCAUCCAUGCGAAUUCUGCCCCGCUCCCAGAAUAUGGCAUGCAAAAGCAGUCUCGUCUAUCUCGCAUCAGCACAUACAUACCUGUUCCUCAACCUCAGCUAAACCCGGAUACCUCUAAACAUGAGGCAGCCAAGUUCGCCAUUUCGAUAACGCUCUUAACACCCGGUCAUCCCAUCCCCUAUACCGCUCCGAAACCGACUGCAACCAAUCCCUACCCGAAACCUCUCUACGCGGGGCCUCUGAUGUCCACGAGCUCUGAUCCUUCCAAGCAUGCCAACACGGUCACACCAUAUAUUCCCAUGACGAACUCGGAGAACGAGACUAUUGCUGCGUACAUCUACUUCGACGGACGAGCUAAGGAAGAAGUCGCCACUCUAUUGCGACCGGGAGAAGAAACUUGGGUAAAUAGUCGUUGGGUUCAAGUUCCCGAGAGCGAAGGUGGUGGCCUCGCCGAACGUGAAUUUUUAUUCCGAGAGGUCGGCUUAGAACGAUGGCUCAAUGGUCUAGAUCUCAAGGGCCACGACGCCGCAGAGAAGGUCGAGAAACGAAGACAGAAGUUCGAGCGACGUCAUCGCCGCCAAAGGUCCACCCCUCACGGCGGUGACGCAGAAACGGGGAAGGCCCCUCGUCCCCGCGAUACCUUGGCGUAUGGUGGGGAGGACCAGUCACCGCUAGAAACCCCUGAUGAUUCGGACGACUCCUCUAUGUCUGACGACGACGAACCCCCCGAGGCUACUGGCCAGAUCAAAGUGGCUAUGUUUCGUGUGAUUGCUUCUGGAGAGAUCAAGAAAGGGGAAUAUUCACCACAGUUUGAUGCCCACGAUGAUGAUGACGAGAGCGAUAGUGGGACCAAGGGGGGUAAUAAUGGAGCGAUCGAUGCCGAUGUUGAGCAUACCACUAGUUUUGCUAAGCCAAAGACGCUCGAUCCUAAGACCAUUAGUACUCAGACCGUGACUGGCAUAGAUGGACCGGAUAAGCCCUAUGCAGUAUUUACAUUCUUCUACCGUGGCCAACGUCAACUCAGCAAGAUGGGAUUAUUCCCUAGUUCAAAAAGCGACCAGAAGGCGCCGGGUACAAAGCGGCGGUCUACCCAACUCGACUUUUCAGGGCUUGGUCCUCUCAAAACUACUGGGACAGUAGGCUUUUCGGCUUUCAGAGACCAGGAAGCUGAAGCUGCAAAGAGGAGAAAGGCUCGCAGGAAGAGUAAUGGUACCAACGGCAACCUUAUGGACGAAGACAGUGAUGACGAUGAUGAUAACGAUAACGACCCCCUGGCUAAGAUGGUAGAUUCUGACGAUAAGGACGUCAAGACUCACCUAGCACCGGAAGAUGCCAGGGUUACUGGGGAGCUACAAGCCGGUAUUGACCGCAUUCGCCUCAAGCGACAGCACUCCACAGAGCCAGACGCCGCAGGUGCGUCGGGUUCUCAAAAGUCGCCCAGCGCAGGUCUCACUGGCGGAGAAUCGACGCCUACAGAUUCUACGUCAAGCAAUCAACCUAUGCCCAAUUCCGUUGCAAAUCUGCUUGCGAAUGCUUUCAAUGGCGAAUCAACUAUAGGAAGUCCUCUAAAGAAGCAACGUGCAGAUGACGAGACAACAGAUCGUUCCAUCAAUUUCCCGUCGGCUUUGGGUGACGUGCUAGGCAGGGCUACUGCGGAUCAGGAGAAGAAGAUAAAAGAAGAGCAGGUUAAAGUUCAACUCCAGUUCGGCGAAGAUGAAGAGCUUUGA